Musa acuminata AAA Group (dessert banana) is the source of this 864-nucleotide messenger RNA. RefSeq names its product protein FANTASTIC FOUR 3-like. The record is from RefSeq and is a predicted model, not a curated record. Bases 1 to 864 code for a protein of 287 amino acids. NCBI's taxonomy places the organism in Eukaryota, Viridiplantae, Streptophyta, Magnoliopsida, Zingiberales, Musaceae. The transcript is spliced from 2 exons.
AUGCGUCUGUUUCGGCCGUCGUCUUCCCUUCAACCGCAGCAACUACUGACCGAUCCAUGCAACAUGGAGCCAUCUGAACAAGUUGACGAUGGAACGGAGUGGGUCGAUGGCAAUAGCGAGGCUUGGAGUUCAACCGCUUCUCCAUGUGCUCCCUCGCAAAGUGCGUUAGAGGCAAUGGAUAAGUCAUCGCGUGUGAUGAAAGUAUCAUCUCCUUUGUCUUCGACGACGGCGUGUUCCGAGAAAGUGAUUCACAGCAAAAACCAUGACGUGUGCACCGAGAUUUUAGGCUGCGAGACGGGCGUGAAGUACACCGUGAGCGAUUACAGCCGCGACCUGCUGCUGCUGACUUCUCUUGGAUGCAAUGCAGGAGCAAAACGGGCGGCGAAGCGAGAAGAGAAGAAGAUGAAGAAGAGGAACUACUACAGGGUUGCGUCAUCUGGGUUCCCUCCGCCGCUAACCGUGCUCUCUGGUGAAUCACGCCUCCGUGUCGUGAGCGAAAGGGACGACGGAAGGCUGCUUCUCUUCUCUGUGAAGCCAUCCCUCCUCGUCAUGGCCGAAAGAAAAGAUGGCCGACUCAAACUCCGACUAGUCUCCACUGAGCCGGUGGGAGAUGAUGAAGGGGGGGAACAGACUGAACCAGAAGCUGUAGAACAGAGAGACGAAGAGGGAGGUGACUCGGACAUGGAGAUGGCCGGAAUUGGAAGCAACGGAAAUGGCGUGGAGGAGGUGCUGACUGGGAAGCAUACAAGGCGUGGAGGGUGCAAGGAAGAAGAAGGUGGUGGUGCUGGGUGUUUGAGGAGGAAUUCGAACACGAAGAGGCUGCUGCAGUUGGACGUUGAUGCUCCGUGGGUUACCAUCUCCUGA